GCUGCAUGUUUUUUAAAUUCACAUCACCAGCCUCAAGACGUCGUUUCCUUUUGCCUGGGAGAUGAUGGACAGCAGGAUACUGGAUCCACCUCAUGCCCAGUUCGGAGGCUCGCUUGGUGGGAUGGUGAGCUUCCCGUACCAUCUAAGCCACCACCAUGUUUACGAAUUAGCCGGUCAUCAACUUCAAUCUGCAGCGGUUCCUUUCUCAAUAGACGGAUUACUUAAUGGUUCCUGUACGGCUUCAGUGGUGAAUUCGAACCCUCUUUUGUCGUCUGGCUGCGGUAUGAAUGGAGAUAACCAACAGUACAAACUGACAGAUUCGGGAGAUCCAGACAAGGAUAGCCCCGGUUGUAAAAGAAGACGAACUCGCACCAAUUUCACUGGUUGGCAGCUGGAGGAAUUAGAAAAGGCUUUUAAUGAGAGUCACUACCCCGACGUGUUCAUGAGGGAAGCACUGGCGCUGAGGUUGGACUUGAUAGAAUCAAGGGUGCAGGUAUGGUUCCAAAACCGCAGAGCUAAAUGGAGGAAAAAGGAAAAUACGAAAAAGGGUCCUGGGCGACCUGCUCACAACUCCCACCCGACCACAUGCAGUGGCGAGCCCAUGGAUCCGGAGGAGAUCGCCCGGAGAGAGCUGGAGCGCAUGGAGAAGAAGAAGCGGAAGCAGGAGAAGAGACUACUGAGGUCACAGAACAAACUCUUGGCAGGGGAAUUAUAUCACACUCCAGGAUCUGACAGUGACAGUGGCGUGUCACACGUAACGGACAGCGAGCAAAGCUGUUUACUUAGUGAGCUGGGCCGAAACCAAACGCAACCAAGCUGCGACCAAACCCCACACAAACUCCAGAACCAAAGAAACCCACACCAAGACGCGAGUGGAUCUGAGCUGGACUCGUCCGACAGCAGUCAGCAGUCAAACUUGGGUUCCAACGGCAGGGCCUCCACCAUCCAGAAACUUAACCCUUUCAGUGUGGAGAGCCUCCUGUCUGACUCAAGGCCAAGGCGUAAACCCGCUGUGGAUUUCCCAGCUUUACCAUCCCCUAGACCUUUGAUAGGGAAGGGACAUUUCUUACUGUACCCCAUCACACAACCACUCGGUUUCAUUGUUCCACAAACAUCUCUGAAGCCAUCCACAUCAUGCUCUGACUCUGAUAACGUAAUUCAAAGAGGGCCACACAGUGAAAGCUUAACAGCAAAUUUGGGACAUAAGAGCAGCAAUGAUUCCGACCAUGGGAACACCAACGCGACAGCAAUCAAAGGACAAGUUAAUCACUCGGUUAGAAAUACAAGUUCGCCCAACGGUCCAACCCACAUUCCCUUUAACAACAAUCAGUCUGCAGGAGGUUGCAAUGAAAGAUGCCUUCAAGAGAAGGAACAAGACAAUGUCAGUCCCAUAUCUCCACCUCAAGACAAGUCUUUAGCAGACUAUUCAGACACAGCUGAGGCGACGUCUACCAACCACUCCUCGGACACAAACAAAGACUCAGUUGAUAUAGACAUGGGAUAAUAUAGGGUUCUUAGUCGCCGCUAGAUAUAGGGGUGAUAAAGUAAAAACCUUCAAAAGCGUAACCGAAGAAAAAAAAAGACAUAUCAAAACAUUUCAUUUUUUUCGCUGACAUGUUUAAGCUCUGAUUAUGGGGGACUAUCUGUGUGAAUAUUUUGUGUACAUGUGUGAUGGGCUAUCAAAUGUUUAUUGGAAAAAAUAGAAGCAGACCCCUUGUGUAACAAACUGUAAAAAGAACAAGACAACAGAAAUCCUCAGACGUUGUAUAAAGUAUUGAAAUAUUUAUAUAUGUAAGUUUUUCAU
Molecule: messenger RNA, 1804 nt
Organism: Sardina pilchardus (European sardine)
Lineage: Eukaryota; Metazoa; Chordata; Actinopteri; Clupeiformes; Clupeidae
Gene: uncx
Product: UNC homeobox
Exons: 3
Coding region: 62-1504 (480 amino acids)
Biological process (GO): regulation of DNA-templated transcription
Molecular function (GO): sequence-specific double-stranded DNA binding; DNA-binding transcription factor activity, RNA polymerase II-specific
Source: RefSeq, a predicted model, not a curated record